ACGUAACUGUCUCAUAAAGUAUAAUGUAAACAUUUGUUUGAUUGAUACGUGUUGAAUUUCGAUCCAGAACAACUGUAUACCUACACUCAACAGAACCCAAACAUCAACCGAAGAUGAGCUUCACCUUCUGCUUCAUCUCCAUGAUUAUAAUUUCUAAAACGUGUGGUGAAAACAGCGGGGAAAUAUAUACUGAAGCAGAAGACCCUACAUUCUCCCCAAUAGAAACAACAAUUAAUCAUAGAACAACAUCUACAAAUUCUGUAUUAAUUUCCCGCAUAACUGAGUCGUUAGCAGCGACUACACUAACUACACCCCCACCGGAAACAACAGUAACUAACAAGACUACCAAUUCAAGUUUAGGAACUACAUUGCAGACUACGAAAACCCCUCAUACAAGUAUAGAAACUACGGAAAUUCCUUCAACAACACCAACAACAACCCUUCCUGGAACGACAACACCGUAUGCCAUUUCUGUUGAUUACAAUGAAGAAUGCAAGAAGAUCUUUCCAUGGUCAGCUCACGUAGAUUAUUAUAAGCCAUUGUACAGUGUACCGUGUCAUUUUUACUGUCGAGUGGAUCAAGUAAAGAAGUACGAACCACACCAAAGCCCAGAUUUUGUAGCCUGCGAAGGAAAUAAAAGAUGUCUGAGAGGAAACUGUGUUAAGACUCCAAGUCCUGAAGAAGAUCACUAUUGCAGAUUAAUGAUGCCAAGAAGAAGAGUUUUGGCAAUAAGAGACAUAUAUUUAUGCAAAAUGCUGUGUUAUGAUUUGGAUUAUUUAUAUGUUUAUGAAGUUCGUGUAAGAAAUGGUUCAGCAUGUAGACUUGUUAAUAAAAAAGAAGGUGUAUGUAAUGAUGGCGAAUGUGAAGCAGUGGAAUAUAGGAAAUGCCCAUAAAAAAGUCUUUUAUGAAUGAUUUCAUAUCAAUUUAUAAACUAAAUAAAAUGUAUAAUAGAACCUCUUAACAACGGCCACCUCCGAAUAAUGUCAUUAAUGUCCGUUGUUAAGAGGUUUGGCUGUAUUUUAAAAUAUUAAAAAUCGUAUAUAAAACAUUAUAGAAGAACUUAA
Molecule: messenger RNA, 1064 nt
Organism: Centruroides sculpturatus (bark scorpion)
Lineage: Eukaryota; Metazoa; Arthropoda; Arachnida; Scorpiones; Buthidae
Exons: 7
Coding region: 114-893 (259 amino acids)
Source: RefSeq, a predicted model, not a curated record